AUGAACACUCCCCAGCUAAGUCAAAGUGGUCUUUGCUCUGUUCGGAACCUCGCGCUAACUAACAAGCAAUUCGCAGCACAUAUUGAUGAAUAUCUUCAUAGAGACACCGCCGUUAAUUACAUUCAGCGAACUGCUCAGAACACUACGUGGUGGACCUACAAUACUGCCGACGGCAGCAUUAAUGAGAAUGACACACCCUUGAAGCCAAUAACUAGUGAAGAGUCUGACAUUAUCCCGGGCCUGGAUGUCACGGGAGUAAAUGAAUAUGGCUGGAGCUUCAUGGCCAUCGCUGCACAUCAUGCGUCAACGAGAAUGCUCAAAUUCUUCUUCACUACGAAGGGCUACCACGGACCUUGCAUUCAGUUGCUUUCUUAUCCAGCAAAUCUGAUGCGUCCAAGAACAAGUACGAUGCGAAUGAUUACUGACGAGCAUAAUUUUGAGUUUUUUCGGGCUCUGUUUGAAUUCCUGGGGCCUCGAAUACAUGAACUGAAUUACCCAGAUCGAACUGACGGCAAACUAAUCCGUGAAGAGAAGUACUGCCUCUGUACAUUUGUUACUCCAGCUUUUGCUGAACAGCUUGAGAGUAUUGGUCUGGCGCUUUACGAGACCCGUGAUACCCCGCCUUCUAACCGCAACGCAUACCACGCAGCAGUUACUAACAGUGUCGAGUUCCUAGACUACUUGCACGCAAACUCGUCUCUUCCUAUGAACGAGCCUGAUAGCGCAGGUGGUACCCCCAUUCACUAUGCAAUUAGCGCUAAUCGAGUACAGUCUGUGCUUUGGCUCAACGAACAUGUUGCCAAAUAA
Messenger RNA from Penicillium odoratum, 807 nucleotides. RefSeq names its product ankyrin repeat domain-containing protein. Gene Ontology annotation, molecular function: protein binding. Bases 1 to 807 code for a protein of 268 amino acids. The transcript has 2 exons. NCBI's taxonomy places the organism in Eukaryota, Fungi, Ascomycota, Eurotiomycetes, Eurotiales, Aspergillaceae. The record is from RefSeq and is a predicted model, not a curated record.